Vitis riparia (riverbank grape) is the source of this 2936-nucleotide messenger RNA. RefSeq lists its product as uncharacterized. The record is from RefSeq and is a predicted model, not a curated record. Bases 1 to 2646 code for a protein of 881 amino acids. NCBI's taxonomy places the organism in Eukaryota, Viridiplantae, Streptophyta, Magnoliopsida, Vitales, Vitaceae. The transcript has 5 exons.
AUGUAUGAUGUGCUCCACACCAAGGCAGCAGUGGCUUAUUCUGAACUAGGCCUUCUGCUCCGCUCCACAAGCUUCUUCUCCACAAUUUUUACUUUAGUGGCCUUCUGCUUCUUCAAUGAUAAGCACGAGUUCUCAAACAUUGACAUCGGCAUAACUUACACGUUACUGUUUGGAGCUAUUGUUCUUGAGAUUUAUAUAUGCUCUCAUUAUGCUGAUUUUGUCCCACUGGACCAUUUUCUGGUUGAGCAAGACAAAACCAAGUUUGAUCGGGUUCCCAAGUUCAUCGACUUGAACAAAUUCUUGGACAAGUACUGGUACAUGACUUGGGAGAAAGUGGAUGAUAUGAAGGAAUCCAUCUUCUGGUGGCUUCUAGAGAUGAUAAACGAAGGUGGAAAUCUCAAGCAGCUACUCAAACACAGAGCGCAUGGCUGGGGACCACAGGGUCACAAAGUCACCAUUCUCACUGCCGUCGGCCACCAUCUCCGGCCAUCCACCUUCUCACCAGUACACCACUCCCACCUUCAUGAGCGGAACACCGUGAACAGCUCCAACCAAGCCGCCACCGUCAUACUAGGUUUGAUCUUUUUACAGAGAACAGGCGCGAGAGCAAUGCAGAUAUUCCCAGAAAGUGUGCAGAAACUUUGGAAUGAAUGGGAGCUACGCUUGAUGGUUCUACUAAGCCUUUUCCUACAAAUCGUCCUAAUCAUCUUUAGCAACCGACGAAAGUACACAGUCACACCUUGGAUCAGAAUCCUGAUUUGGUCGGCCUACUUGUCCGCAGACUGGGUGGCGACAGUAUCCCUUGGUACCCUCUCAAACAGCCAAGGAGAUUCGGAAGGGAAACUUCUGGAUCCAAACUAUACCCUCAUGGCGUUUUGGGCGCCAUUCCUUCUCUUGCACCUUGGUGGUCCGGACACUAUCACGGCUUACUCCUUAGAAGAUAAUGAGUUGUGGUUAAGGCACUUGCUAGGACUAGUUGUCCAAGUUGGAGUGGCUUUCUACGUGUUUCUGAGGUCAUGGGCUGGAACUCCACUCACAUUUCUAUCCAUCCCAAUGUUUGUGGCUGGAAUUAUCAAGUAUGGAGAGAGGACUUGCGUUCUGAGGUCUGCAAGCAAGAAUCACUUUAGAGAUUCUUUGCUUCCAGUUCCUGAUCCUGGACCUGAUUAUGCUAAUUUGGUGAUGUUUUAUGGUUUAUGGAAAGGGACAAUGGUGGAGAGUACAAUGCCACUUCAAUCUACCGCUGGUGAUGACAUUACUAUACCGGGUGGAAAAUAUAUUGAUAAAGCUUACUUCUUAUUCGAGAACCAAUUCAAGCAUCUAUAUGCAGACCUCAUCCUCAGCUUGGAUAACCAAAAAACCAGUGAGCGCUUCAUCAAGGAAUUGUCAUUCGAAGAUGCCUUCAAAGUGGUAGAGAUGGAGCUUAGUUUCUUGUAUGAUGUGCUCUACACCAAGGGAACAGUGGUUUAUUCUCUACUAGGCAUUUUUCUCCGCACUACCAGCUUCUUGUCCACUAUUUCCACCUUAGCGGCCUUCUACUUCUUUAUCCAUAAGCACCAGUUCUCAAACAUUGACAUCAACAUUACUUACACGUUACUUUUUGGAGCAAUUUUUCUGGAGAUUUACGCUAUCAUUAUGCUGAUUUUGUCUGACUGGACCAUUGUCUGGUUGAGCAGUAAGAAGUGCUCCCUGACUGGUUCCAUUUGCCGAGCCAUUACCUCUUUUCGAUCGGUUCUAACGAGUGACAAGAGAUGGUCUAGACGCAUGGCACAGAACAACUUAAUCGAUUCUUGCCGCAGAGACGAAACCAAGUUUGAUGAGGUUCCUAGGUUCUUUGACAUGAACAAAUUCUUGGAGAGGUACUGGUACGUGACUUGGGAGAAGGUGGAUGACAUGAAGGAACCCAUCUUCUGCUGCCUCGUAGAGAUGACAAACGAUGCCGGGGAUCGCAGGCAGCUACUCAAACACAGAGGUGAUUAUGUGACUAGAAAAAAAGGGUUUUUUGAAACGCUUCGUUGGAGUAUAAUUGAUGUGGAAUUUGAUCACAGCAUCCUCCUCUGGCAUAUCGCUACAGAUCUCUGUUAUCCUUGUGAUGUCGACAAAUCCCAAGAUACCAAUCUCAAGUCAUGGUGCAAACUAAGCAAAUGCUUGUCUGAGUACAUGUUGUAUCUGUUAGUUAUGUGUCCAUUUAUGCUGCCAAAAGGGAUAGGGGAGUUUAGGUUCCGAGACACUUGUUCAGAGGCUAAAAGAUUCUUCCAGCAAAGAAGGGAGUCCAUAUCUAAUAGAAAUGAAGCUUGCAAAUUGGUGCUUGGAGUUGACACGGAACUUGAUCUCAAAGAAGUGAAAGGAGAUAAAAGCAAGUCGGUGUUAUUCGAGGCAUGUAGGCUUGCCAAAACGUUGAAAUCACUGGAAAUGGAGAUGGGAGAGAAAUGGAAGAUGGUGAGUAAGGUGUGGGUGGAGAUGUUGUGCUAUGCUGCCAGUCAUUGUGGAUGGAUUCAACACGGUCAGCAGCUCCGGCGAGGCGGGGAGCUACUCACUCAUGUCUGCCUUCUUAUGUCUCACCUCGGUUUAAGCGAGCAAUUCCAAAUACUGAUAGGUGAAAGCGACCUCAGUUCACGCUUGCCAAAUCCAGUAUGUGCCAUACUGUGACAAAUUCCAAAUACUGGUAGGUGAAACCCACCUCGGCCCGCGAACUUUGAUGCUACUUCUCGUUCACGAGGAAGCUUGUAAUUUGAACAUCUCAUUUCUUUCGUAACUACUCGAUGUGGGAUGGGAAUCAAGAAGGGUAAAGAAAUGCCAAAAUAAGAAUAUAGAAAGGAGGCCCAAUUCUAUGGCCCACACUUCCUCGGCCUUAUGUUCUUCAAGCACGGUAAACCCGAUCACUGAAUUGGAAAUUUAGGCUUUAUUUAUUUAUUUUAAAUGAAGAGUUUCUAAAAACA